Alternaria incomplexa is the source of this 1179-nucleotide messenger RNA. RefSeq lists its product as uncharacterized. NCBI's taxonomy places the organism in Eukaryota, Fungi, Ascomycota, Dothideomycetes, Pleosporales, Pleosporaceae. The transcript is spliced from 4 exons. The coding region runs from base 1 to 1179 and encodes 392 amino acids. The record is from RefSeq and is a predicted model, not a curated record.
AUGGGCGAGAGCAACAUGUCCGACUUCGCGCAGCAAUUGUCGGUGCAAUCAUGGAUAUUAUACGGCAUCGGCAUGGUCAUGAUCUUACUCCGCACAUACGCGCGAUGGCAUCGAGUCGGAAGCCUAAACGCCUUUGCAGCAGAUGAUUGGAUCAUGGUAACAGCCGUACCAACCUUCUACACUGGGCUGAUUGUAUGCUUGAACACAAUCGCAACGGGAGGUGGAAGUAACCUCUUUCCACCAGAGCUGUUCUCUACGUUCACUCAAGGAGAGAUCGAUGAGCGAAUCAAAGGAUCGAAGAUCGUCGUCGUUUCCGAGCAAUGUAUGCUCAACGUUAUAUGGUCCUUGAAAGCCUGUAUGCUGUUCAUGUUUGCUCGUAUGCUGACCGGAACAACGAACAUGAAGUGGAUCAAAGUGGCUGCACUAUGGGUCGUUAUCGGCUGGUUCGCUGUCCAGAUCACUUUCUUCAGUGCAUGUCGCCCAUUCGUAGGAUACUGGGCAGUGCCGCCUCCAAAUCCGCAAUGCACGACUCUUGAGCACUUUGCGAUAGUACAGGCAACUUUCAACAUAAGCAGCGAUGUCCUCAUCAUCGCUGUGCCGAUACCGAUGAUCAUGUCGCUUUCACUUCCUCUGAAACAGAAAGUCGUGCUGGGCAUACUAUUCAGCAUGGGUAUCUUCGUUGCAUCCGUUGCCGUCUACGUAGCCAAUCUCCCCGGCAUCUGGCCUCUUCUCCGCGAACACAUACGUUUCCUUCGUGAGCACACAAGCUAUUAUGCCACCAGCCAAUCACAGAUGCCUGGCCAGAGCUCGCAUGGAUACGGUAAUCUGUCUAGAAGCAAGCGCCAGAGCCGUGCCCGCACCUUUACAAACCUCAGCUCACACGACGUCGAGCUCGCUUACGAUAUCAAAUCUGGCAUUACAUCGAUACAUGCACCUGGGCAGAGAGUACUAGGAAGCGAGAACCCCUUCGUGGAAAGAGAGGAUAUCCAAAGGAGCGACGACAGGAAAGAUCUGGAAGCGGGGAGUAGUCGGAAGGGAAUGAAUGGCGUAGCCUAUAUGGGCGUACACAUUGAUACCGAAGUAGAGAUUCAGAGCGACCAAUGGAUGGGGAGUAGGUUGGAGUUGGCGCAGUCGAGAGUAGUCCGGUGUGAAGGUCCGGAGGCGCAGGCAGGAAGAUGA